Suillus discolor is the source of this 444-nucleotide messenger RNA. RefSeq lists its product as uncharacterized. The transcript is spliced from 4 exons. The record is from RefSeq and is a predicted model, not a curated record. Bases 1 to 444 code for a protein of 147 amino acids. NCBI's taxonomy places the organism in Eukaryota, Fungi, Basidiomycota, Agaricomycetes, Boletales, Suillaceae.
AUGUCACAAACUUCAAAUCAGAGUCAGACCUUCAAUGUAUCUGGAUGUAUUAUUAGUUUGAACCUCCGGAUUGAGUUAGCGAACAAGGUCGAUGAAAGAGGCGAGCCUGCGGAAAUCGCCAGUAUAAGCGAGGUGCAUGUCGACAAGAACCCCUCAGUGGAAAACAAAAAUCUGCCGAAGCACAACUGUGAACAAUGCGAAGAGUUCAUGACUGAGCUCAAGGAACAACUCAGACUUGCAGAAUUGAAUUGCUCAAAACUGGGAGAGCUGUACCAAAAAUACAGACUGCGUUGGCUGGAGGAAAACUAUUGGGCAAUGAUCUUAGAGGAAUACGCACCAAAUGGAACGUGUGCUAUCUCUCCUCGUCAGAUUGCAUGGGACACCCCCUCUCCCUUUUCAACUAAUCCUGAUGACCUUGAGAAUAUAGGAGAAGACAUACUGUAG